UCUCAUGCCCGUUUCUCUCCUCCAGGUUCGGAGUGCGUUUUCCCUGCAUGUCUGAUGCGUACGACCGUGAACUGAGGGCUCUGGCCAAGCAGACGGCCGCAGAGCAGGGCUGCGACAGCUUCCUGCAGGAGGGCGUUUACUGCAUGUUGGCCGGGCCCACCUACGAGACCAUCGCAGAGUGUAGAGUCCUGCAGACGCUGGGGGCCGACGCUGUUGGUAUGAGUACGAUCCCAGAGGUGGUGGUGGCUCGACACUGCGGUCUGCGCGUCUUGGGUGUUUCCCUGAUAACGAACAAGGUGGUCACGGAUUACGACAGCGACAAGAAGGCCAACCACGAGGAGGUUCUGCAGACCACCAAGCGUCGAACCCAGGACCUGCAGAGGCUCAUCACCAACUUCAUCACCAAGAUCUAGUACUGGGGUUAGGAAAAAAAAUGAAGCACCUCAGAGUGUAAAGUUCAGUGGUUUUAUAUAUGAUGGAAUUAUACGUUUAACUAGUGUAGUGAACAAACAUGGUGGACGCAUGGCUGGAAAUGUCCACACGUGUUGUUUCGAAACUCAACUGAAAUGCCUCAAGCCAUGAACAAAAUGAUAAUAUAAGUCAGAUUUUAUCCAGAAAUAUGUCUAAUGUUGUCGAAUACAAGUCAAGAGAAAAAUAUUUUUAUAAAGGUGACGCUUUUGAAGAAUUUCUUUUCCUUUUCA
Molecule: messenger RNA, 701 nt
Organism: Sphaeramia orbicularis (orbiculate cardinalfish)
Lineage: Eukaryota; Metazoa; Chordata; Actinopteri; Kurtiformes; Apogonidae
Product: purine nucleoside phosphorylase-like
Exons: 2
Coding region: 48-413 (121 amino acids)
Biological process (GO): nucleoside metabolic process
Cellular component (GO): cytoplasm
Molecular function (GO): purine-nucleoside phosphorylase activity
Source: RefSeq, a predicted model, not a curated record